Molecule: messenger RNA, 648 nt
Organism: Pleuronectes platessa (European plaice)
Lineage: Eukaryota; Metazoa; Chordata; Actinopteri; Pleuronectiformes; Pleuronectidae
Gene: ube2g2
Product: ubiquitin-conjugating enzyme E2G 2 (UBC7 homolog, yeast)
Exons: 6
Coding region: 118-615 (165 amino acids)
Cellular component (GO): endoplasmic reticulum; cytosol
Source: RefSeq, a predicted model, not a curated record
GCCGGUACAGACCCAUGAAGAAGAGCUUGUGCGCUUGCGCAGUUGUCAGAGCGGAAGAGACGCAGAGCAGCUUGGAGUGUUUUUAUUUCUGUUUCUUUGAGUCUCCGGUGAAACUCGAUGGCCGGAACCGCGCUGAAGAGACUCAUGGCGGAGUAUAAACAGCUGACUCUGAAUCCACCUGAGGGGAUCGUUGCAGGUCCAGCCAAUGAGGAGAACUUCUUUGAGUGGGAGGCCCUAAUCAUGGGUCCUCAGGACACGUGUUUUGAAGGUGGCGUGUUUCCUGCCUUGCUCAGUUUCCCCUCUGAUUAUCCUCUCAGUCCUCCAAAGAUGAGGUUCACCUGUGACAUGUUUCACCCCAACAUCUAUCCCGACGGCCGGGUGUGUAUCUCCAUCCUUCACGCCCCAGGAGACGAUCCCAUGGGAUAUGAGAGCAGUGCAGAGAGGUGGAGUCCAGUCCAGAGCGUGGAGAAGAUCCUGCUGUCGGUGGUCAGUAUGUUGGCAGAACCAAACGAUGAGAGUGGAGCGAAUGUUGACGCCUCUAAAAUGUGGCGCGAGGACAGAGAGCAGUUUUACAAACUCGCCCAGAAGAUCGUACGCAAGUCGCUGGGCCUUUAGAGAUGAUGUCAUCACCCUAAGAUGUCAUCAAAC